AUGAAUGAAACAUAUUAAAGUCUGGUUUAAUAAUAUUUUGAAAAAUUGAAAAAAGCGCUUCCUCAAAAACAAAACUAUUUAAAAGAGACUCUUUCAAAAUUCUAAGGAUAAGAUAAAUCAUAUUUUGGAGAUCACAUCGUUGCUUUUAAAUCAGGAAUGCAAAUAAAAUAAAGUAAAAUUAAGGAAUUGACUUUAACAACCCUAAUUGUAUAAUUUAAUUAAAUUAUAGAACUUAGUAUCAAAAGGUUAUAUUGAUGGUUGUUUAAUGGAUAAUACAAAUAACUUUUAAUAAUUUGAAACGAUGGAAAUAAUAGAUGCUACAGGAAAAAAAAAAGAAUAAUCUAUGAAUGUGAUUGAAUCAUUAAUACAUCUUGUAUAAUAAUGCUUGGUAGAAAAGGAUGAAAUAAUUUCUUUAGCAUUAAAAUUAUUGAUAUCACUUGUAAUGAAUCCUUUUUGUAAUAUGUAAUAACAUGAGUUAACAAAAAUUAUUAAAACUGUUGUGUAUGUUUAUGCACAAUCAAAAUCUUAAAAUAUUGAUAGAUUAUGCAAAAGCAUUUUCUUAUAAAUAAUUUUAAUAACAUUUUAAGGAAGUAAUUGUGAAAGCAUUGUUAAGAUGACAUUAAAUAGUAUAAUAAAUAAAGUUUCAGAUAAUAAAUAAUGUUAAUAUUGUGGAAAACAAGGCAAAUUCGAAUGUAGAUAAAAUAAAGUAACAGUGUGUUCUUAUGGAUGCAAGAAGAAUAUUUAAGAGACAUUAGAAUUACAAUAGAGAAAUUAUGAAAAUGCUUAGAAUGUCUUUGAUUUGCUGAUUAGACUCUUAUCUCCGAAAUAGUAAUUUCAAUAAUAAAGAAAUCAAAUAAUUUUACUAGAGGGUAUUUAUUUCAUAUGUGACAAUUAUGAUUUCUGUGUGGAGAUUAAAAGUAUAUACAAUUUAAGUUCAUACUUGUUGAAAUUCUGUUUAUAAAAUGAAUACUAGUUAUACUCAUUAAGUUUUAAAAUCUUUUAAAGAUUGGCAUUCAGUAAACAUAAAGAAAUGAUAAACUAAAUUAAUAUCUUUAUUAACUAAAUCUAUCUCAGUGUUCUCGAAAAUAAAAAUACUACCGAUUAACAUAAAACAACAACUUUAGAAUCUUUAUGGAAUAUAUUUCAAAGAAAACACGCCUCUCUUGAGUUUUAUUUGAAUUACGAUUGCAGCAUAAAACAUGAAUUUUUAAUGGAAAAUAUCAUUAAUACAUUACAUACUAUCUUUUAAUAAAAUGAAUAAUUUCGUCCAUUGAUUACAUAAAUAUAUCAAGCAAUAAUUAUAGGCAUAGAUUAAACCUUUAAUGAAAAGGCUAUCAAUAUUUCUUAAUAGGAGUAAUAAUAGCCUUAAGAUAUUGAUGAAACUAUAUUUAUAAACUAAUUAGAAAUGUAAAGACAAUAAAAAUAAGAAAUAUAAAAAGGAGUAGAUCUCUUUAAAAAAAAUCCUGAAAAAGGAAUAUCAUUUUUAAUAAAGGCAAAUAUUAUAUAAAAUGAUCCAGUUUCCAUUGCUAGAUUUUUACUAGAGAAUAAAAGUUUACCAAAGGAAUCUGUAGGAUAAUAUCUAGGUGGUCAUCAUUAAAUUAAUAUAUAAGUUUUAAGUCAAUAUACUAAUUUUUUAACUUUUCAUAAUUUAUCUGUAGAAUAAGCUUUAAGAUAAUAUUUGGAUUUAUUUACUUUACCUCCUGAAUCAUAGUAGAUUGAUAGAGUUGUGUAAAAAUUUGCAGAUAAAUUCUAUGAAGACAACUAAAAUAAUUAGAAUUUCCACUUUAAAUCUAGUAGUAGCAUUUAUACUUUUACUUAUCUUUUAGUAAUGUUAUAAACAGAUUUACAUAAUCCUAAAGUUGUUGAAAAAAUGAAAUUAACAGACUUUAUAAAACUAGCUAGAUAAAUAAAUGAUGGUGAAGAUUUACCUUAAGAAUAUCUUACCAUUACAUAUCAUUCAAUUUAAAAAAAUCCACUUGCUGUUAGAGAAUCUAAUACAUCAAUGAAUCCACUUACACCUAACUAAUAUUAAAAAUAGAUGGAAGAACUCUUAAAGAAGAUCAAAGAAUUAAUAAAAAGAUAAUCUGAUUCUAAUUAUAUAUAAAUAGAUUAAGAAACAAUAUUGUUAUCUAAGGGUCUUCUUGAAUCAUUUUCAGUCAAAUUUUUAGAAAUUUUAUUAGUUACUUUUGAAAGUACACUUAAUGGCGAUGCUAUUAUUAAAAGUAUACUUUAAUUGAUUAGAUUAUCUUCUAAAUUAUCUAUGAAAAUAGAAAAUCUAGUAUAAGAUGUUGUAAAAGUUGGCUUAAAUAGUAUAAAGAAAGGAAAUGGUAUGUUAAUGAUUGGUUUAUUAUCUAUAAUUCCAAUAAUUGGUAAUUCUCUACAUGAAUAAGGAUGGAAAUGUGUUUUAGAGGCAGUGAGUUUAAUGGAUGAACAAAGAUAAUUAGAUUCAGAUCAUACAGAUAAAGUGUUUAUGUGUUCAAAAGAUUUAGAUAAUUCAUCAAUUGAGGAAUUUAUUAUUCAACUAUGUUAAUUAUCAAAAUAAGAAAUAUUUUAAAAACAUAGAAUAUAUUCAUUAUAAAAACUUGUUGAAGUUAGUGAUUAUAAUAUGGAUAGAGUAAAAGUCAUAUGGAAUAGAUUAUGGUCUAUUGUAAGUAAUCAUAUUUAAGAAGCUGUUGCAAUAAGAGUUAAAUCCAUUACUAUUUUUGCUGUUGAUUCAUUAAAAUAACUGAAUAUCAAAUUUUUAUAAAAAGAAGAAUUAUAUAAUAUUCAAUUUUAAAGAGAGGUAUUAAAACCAUUUGAAAUAAUUUACAUUAAUAGUGAUAUUGAUGAAAAAGAAUUUGUAUUAUUAUGUGUUAAAUAAAUUCUUCAAAAUAGUAAGACCUACAUAAAAAGUGGAUAUAAGGUAAUAUUUAAUCUAAUUAAUCUUGGAUUAAAAGAAGAAAAUGAUACAAUAUCUAAGUUAGCAUUUGAUCUAUUAAAAUUUAUUGAAAUAUAAGAAUUGAUAUUGAUUGAUUUGAUUUAAACAUAUUAAAUAUUAGGUAAAAAGGAUAAUGAAUAUAUGGCAAUAAAUUCAAUAGAAUUUGUAAAGCAAUGUUAACGCUUUAUGAUAACAUAAGAGUAUAGUUCAGAAAUAUAAUAUAUAUAUUAUUAUUUUUAAUAUAAUUUCUUUAAAAUUAUUUAUUAAAUAAUAUAGGAAUUGAAGAUUUUAAACUAUAAUAAACCUUAUAAGUCCCUCUGUUAGGAAUUCUAUCGAAUUUAGCAGGUGAUAAAAGAAUUCAAAUUUAAACUUAAGCUGUGGAAACAUUAUUUUAUAUUUUAGAAGAGAAAGGCAGUUUAUUUAAUGAGGAGUAUUGGAUAAUGAUAUUUUCUUCUGUUUUAAGACCUAUAUUUGAUGAAAUUUAAUUUACUUUAAGCACAAAUCCAGAACUCAAUUAAUAUUGGUUUAAGGAUAGUUGUCAAAAAGUGUUUUAAAAUAUUUCAAGUCUCAUUAAAAAGCAUUACACAAAGUUAAAAGGAUAAUUACCAGAUUUUCUAAAAUUAUUUCAAAAUUGCAUUCAAAAUUAAAAUGAAAAAUUAGCACAAUUAAGUAUUUAGGCUUUUAAAACCAUGAUUAUGGAUAAAGGACUAUAAUUUGAAUAAAAAGAUUGGGAAUAAAUAUUAUUAUUUAUAUAGUAAAUGCUUAAAUAUACAAUACCAACUAAACUUAAGGAUAUUGAUUAAUCAACUAUUAAAUAAGAAUAAUAAUUUAUAGGAAUACUGAAGAAAUAAAAAUCAAUUUAAAGUAUCACUAAUAAUAUAAUAAAUGAAUGUUAUAGUUAGUGUGCUUCAUAAUUACUAUUAAUUUAAACUAGCAAAGAUAUUUGUGAGCUUUAUCAUUAAAAUUGGAAUUUAAAUCAAUUAGAUAAUCUAGAGAAGACCUUUUAUGAAUCAUAUUAAUUUGCAAAAUUCUUUAAUUAAUAAAUAGAACAAAGGUAUAAUAUUUGGAAAUCAGGAUUCAUGCAAGAUAUGAAUGUGUUACCUGGUUUACUAAGACAAGAAAGAGAAGCAUUUUCUUGUAUGAUUAUGAUUAUAUAAUUUAAAAUGAAAAUGUUAAAAUAAGAAUAAUAAUAAUAAUCAAAGGAAUAGUUAAACAUAUAGUAAUAAUUGAAUUAAGAAUAAAUAACAGAAUAAUUAUUAAAGGAAUAACAAUUAAGAGAAUAAUAUGAAAUAGUUUUAAAUAGAUAUUUAUAAAUCUUAUUGGAUUCUAUUAAGUAAUUUAAUUCUAAGCAUAUUUAAUUUGUUAAUCAAUAAUAAGAAACUGGUGAUGAUCCUCUAAUUAAAAUAAAAUAAUAUGAGACAGAAAGANAAACCUUAUAAGUCCCUCUGUUAGGAAUUCUAUCGAAUUUAGCAGGUGAUAAAAGAAUUCAAAUUUAAACUUAAGCUGUGGAAACAUUAUUUUAUAUUUUAGAAGAGAAAGGCAGUUUAUUUAAUGAGGAGUAUUGGAUAAUGAUAUUUUCUUCUGUUUUAAGACCUAUAUUUGAUGAAAUUUAAUUUACUUUAAGCACAAAUCCAGAACUCAAUUAAUAUUGGUUUAAGGAUAGUUGUCAAAAAGUGUUUUAAAAUAUUUCAAGUCUCAUUAAAAAGCAUUACACAAAGUUAAAAGGAUAAUUACCAGAUUUUCUAAAAUUAUUUCAAAAUUGCAUUCAAAAUUAAAAUGAAAAAUUAGCACAAUUAAGUAUUUAGGCUUUUAAAACCAUGAUUAUGGAUAAAGGACUAUAAUUUGAAUAAAAAGAUUGGGAAUAAAUAUUAUUAUUUAUAUAGUAAAUGCUUAAAUAUACAAUACCAACUAAACUUAAGGAUAUUGAUUAAUCAACUAUUAAAUAAGAAUAAUAAUUUAUAGGAAUACUGAAGAAAUAAAAAUCAAUUUAAAGUAUCACUAAUAAUAUAAUAAAUGAAUGUUAUAGUUAGUGUGCUUCAUAAUUACUAUUAAUUUAAACUAGCAAAGAUAUUUGUGAGCUUUAUCAUUAAAAUUGGAAUUUAAAUCAAUUAGAUAAUCUAGAGAAGACCUUUUAUGAAUCAUAUUAAUUUGCAAAAUUCUUUAAUUAAUAAAUAGAACAAAGGUAUAAUAUUUGGAAAUCAGGAUUCAUGCAAGAUAUGAAUGUGUUACCUGGUUUACUAAGACAAGAAAGAGAAGCAUUUUCUUGUAUGAUUAUGAUUAUAUAAUUUAAAAUGAAAAUGUUAAAAUAAGAAUAAUAAUAAUAAUCAAAGGAAUAGUUAAACAUAUAGUAAUAAUUGAAUUAAGAAUAAAUAACAGAAUAAUUAUUAAAGGAAUAACAAUUAAGAGAAUAAUAUGAAAUAGUUUUAAAUAGAUAUUUAUAAAUCUUAUUGGAUUCUAUUAAGUAAUUUAAUUCUAAGCAUAUUUAAUUUGUUAAUCAAUAAUAAGAAACUGGUGAUGAUCCUCUAAUUAAAAUAAAAUAAUAUGAGACAGAAAGAGAUAUGUAAAAUCUCAGAACUCUAUUAGAUGUUUCUAUUUUGCCAAAAAUUUUAUUGUUGAGUGAUGAAGAGGUAGUAUGAUUUAAUAAUUUAGAUGAAACUAAAAUUAAAUGAAUUUUAUGAAUAAUUACUGAAUGCAUGUAGUUUUGUUAACGAAUACAGUAUCUUAUAAAUGAGUUGUUAGGAAUGUAAAAAAUGUGGUAGAUGUUUGAAUUAAUAGAAAAAUAAUUUAUUUUUUCAAAUUAAGAAAUGCUUACUAAAAUUGUUUGAGUUAAAAUGA
Molecule: messenger RNA, 5752 nt
Organism: Paramecium pentaurelia
Lineage: Eukaryota; Ciliophora; Oligohymenophorea; Peniculida; Parameciidae
Source: the annotation of a GenBank genome assembly